AUGGGGAUAUUCUCUUCACUCAUCGGAGGAAUACGCAAGGGAUCCCCUAUAAUGGGGAAAAAAAUGGAGCAGAAUCUAAGAUCCGGAGAACAUGAGGUACAAUUGGGGAUUGUGAUUAUUUUAUUUGGCAAUGGAUGGCGCGGCUUUUCUCCACAAAACCUCUGGGAGUUAAGGCGACAAGCGAGUACUUUUAUUGUACCCAAGAUUCAGGAGAUUAAUGUAUGGAUCAGAGAUGAUUUCAAUAAUAAGGGUUUAAUCGGUAAAGGAGGUGGAAGCAACAAGGGGAAGGCUACUCUAGCCCCGAGACUCAAGAUCACAGUCCCAAGGUUCAACAAUUCGGAGCUGAUGAGGAGUUAUUUACGGACCCUCGUUGGAAGGUGCAUGAACCCGAUGUUACAAGACAUAAACUCUCUUCUGUUUAUGCUCCUUCGGAUCUGGAAGGUCGAAGACAGAGUUUCAGGGGCGGAUCUUGGAAUGGGAAGAUUCCAGUUUGAUUUUGACGAGGAGAAUGACAUCAAAGCCGUGCUGGCGAUGGAACCAUAUCACUUUAAUGAGGAUAAACAAGAUGGAGGUGGCGUCAGCUAUAGAGGGGCGCUAAAUGGUACGGGGACUUCUAAGGUGUCAGAGCAAGAGACAAAGCACAGUAACGGGGUUUUCCUGAAAGGGAAAGGGAAGGUCUCCAAGAAUAGAGACGUGCAGCGGAUACAUGGAGAUAAGUUGGGAGAUGAGAGAAUAGGAGGAUCCAGAAUGUUAUCACGACCUGUGUUGCCAAGAGAGAGGAGAUAUCGUCAAGGUGGAUCAUUACGUGCUAUCUCCAGGGGUCCGAGAGCCUUGCAGGGCGGAGACCAAUGCCACUGCUGGUGUGGAAGUAACGAAGGAGCUCUGUUCUAA
Thlaspi arvense is the source of this 891-nucleotide messenger RNA. The record is from the annotation of a GenBank genome assembly. NCBI's taxonomy places the organism in Eukaryota, Viridiplantae, Streptophyta, Magnoliopsida, Brassicales, Brassicaceae.